Molecule: messenger RNA, 3884 nt
Organism: Labrus bergylta (ballan wrasse)
Lineage: Eukaryota; Metazoa; Chordata; Actinopteri; Labriformes; Labridae
Gene: homer1b
Product: homer scaffold protein 1b
Biological process (GO): regulation of store-operated calcium entry; G protein-coupled glutamate receptor signaling pathway
Cellular component (GO): dendrite; plasma membrane; postsynaptic density
Molecular function (GO): G protein-coupled glutamate receptor binding
Source: RefSeq, a predicted model, not a curated record
AGAGCGAGAGAGUUUCUUUCAAUUAGCUGCAUGCGUUUAAUGUGUUGCUUUGCAAGCCGAGAGAUAAUGCUUUCAAGGAAGUUUGAGAUUCCGGUGUGUUUCGGAAAAUCUGCUCAAGUUUGAAGGAUCACUUUGUGUACAAGACAUGUAGUUAUUUGAUAGCCUCCCUUUCUGUGCUGCAACUAUGGAGGAUGGCGAAUUAGUCCUGCGGUUGUCAGGGCGAUCUGACUCCCCUGUUGGGAACAGGAGUUUUGGUGCUGGAGUUGGUUUUGGAGAGACGCUGGUGUUGCGGCACAAAGAGGUUCACAACUUCUUCUUCGUCCCCUUUAGGGAGCAGCCCAUCUACAGCACCCGGGCACAUGUCUUCCAGAUUGACCCCAACACCAAGAAGAACUGGUUGCCCACCAGUAAGCACGCCGUCACAGUGUCGUACUUCUAUGACAGCACACGCAACGUGUACCGCAUCAUCAGCCUGGACGGCACCAAGGCAAUAAUCAACAGCACCAUCAGUCCCAACAUGACGUUCACAAAGACCUCACAGAAGUUUGGCCAGUGGGCAGACAGUCGAGCCAAUACUGUGUAUGGCCUGGGAUUCUCCACUGAGCAUCAUCUAGCCAAGUUCGCAGAGAAGUUUGCAGAGUAUAAAGAGGCGGCGCGGCUUGCUAAAGAGAAGAGUCAAGACAAGAUGGAGAUGGCCACGUCACCUUCUCAGGAGUCUCCAGUAGGUGAGCUCUCAUCCCCUCUGACCCCCGUGACCCCGCCUAUGGAGAGCAUCAAUGGUACUGAUGAUAUUUGUGACACGACUCCCAACUCAGACACCUCUCCAGGUCCUGCGCAAAACGCGCUGGCAUUCGCACACAGCCCGGCAAUGACAAAACACUGGGAGGCCGAGCUGGAGGCACUAAAGGGGAACAAUGCCAAGCUAACGGCAGCGCUGCUGGAGUCCACAGCCAACGUUAAACAGUGGAAACAGCAACUGGCUGCCUACCAGGAGGAGGCAGAGAGACUACACAAACGGGUCACUGAGCUUGAGUGCCAGAGUAACCAAGUUCCAGUGAUCAAAUCCCAGAAGACUGAACUCAACCAAACCAUAGAGGAACUGGAGAAUACGCUUAGAGAUAAAGAAGAGGAAAUGGAAAAGUUGAAAGAGGAACUGGAAAACAUGAAUGACUUAAUGGAGCAGAAAGACACCCUUACCCAGAAGCUUGAGGAGACAGAGCUACGCGGGCGAGUGUUGGAGGAGCAGUUGGCAGGGGCCGAGCAGCGGCUGGAGGAGAAUCAGGAGGAGCAGGAGAACUUUAGGAAGAGCCUGCGGACGCUGCUGGAGCUCCUGGACGGCAAGAUCUUUGAGCUGACAGAGCUCAGAGACACCUUGGCACGGCUCAUAGAGGAGGCCAGCUAGAGUCAGAGCUCCCAUCUCCACAGACAGAGCCAUAUGAUAAUUUGCAACCCUACAACCCCAAUUACCCGCCGACUACACACCAACUUCAACAAAUUACAACUGCUACAAUACACUGCCCCAAUUCUGGUUUUGCUCAAAAAGGGCAGCUAACCCCUCUUUUAUAACUUGCAGGCAUCAAGUUCCAACCAACUGCAGGCAAUCCUGUAGUUCAAGACAACACAGGGACUACCUCAUCUUGCCUUCUGAUCGGCUGGUGUAGGCGUAACCCCGGUUGAAUUGAUCCCCCUCAGUUGUAACAAUUCCACUGCACCUGCCUCCAAAAACCACACCACUGAACACCCCACACUCACAGAUUUAACUUGAGAACUGUGCCUCAGUGCCAUCUGCUGUUUGACUGGGAGAGCUGCAGCACAGCUUGCAGCAUCACAUCAUUACACACAAACACCCCCUUUUCUUCCUCUCUAAACUGCCCCCCCAAGGGGAAUGUUGAAAGUCAUGUGGAAAUAAAUGCUGUUAAGACUCAGAGAACUGCGCCAAAGCUGCCAAAUCCCCCCAAAAUAUUGUCCUCUGACUAGCAGAUGCUUUGAUCCAAAGUGACUUACUGUACAGAGAAGCUCUGAACAGAGAAACAGCGAAAGAGAGUCCUACGUUUUACCUCGGGCUGCCAGCGGAGUGUCACUUGAAACAGAGAUUCAAAGGAUGGCUCUCAGUCUUACCUAUUGGCCUGUGUUGACUUCAGUGCUGCUCCCUAGCUUGGACACACAGGCUGCUGGGAAAUCAAGUUUGGUUUUCUUCUUCAUUGGAUAUUAAUGACUGCUAAACUAUAUCCACCGCCUAUUUAAAACCCUAUACUAUAGAUGAAUAUUGAAUCUUCCAGCGUCAAUGUUAAUGCUACACUGAAAAUUUAGAUUUGACAUGAAGUUCCUGUAUCCAGACUGCUUCCACCAUCGCUGACAGCUGACCUGUCUUCCUGCCAAACUCAGUGUGGUGUGUGUUCCCAAACAAGGCCUGACCUACAAUAUAGCGUGUGCCUUCAAAGCACACAUGCGUGGACACAUGUUUGUGUGUGUGUGUGUGUGUGUGUGUGUGACUGAUUGUUUUGUGCUGUGAGAGACAUACCCUGUUAUUGGAUGUUAAGGCCUACACACACACACACUGAGCAAUACCAGACAGGCUCUAUAUGACACCUCUAUGUAACUCAAUCAGGUAGUCUACUCAGUGGACUCAUGCAGAUAGGUCAAAUGCAACUCAGCUCAACCCCCCCCUGUCCAACAGAAAGUGUACUGCUGUUGACCGCGAACCUGUGUGGCAGCCCUGUCUGGACAAAGUAGUGCAUCAUGAAGGGCUCAUAGAGUGUCAUCUUAGUGUUCUUAGAUCUCCACCCCGGGUGAAACUGGCCACAGGUUUUCACUCCACAACCCAGAACUGUACUCAGUUUCUAUUGUUUUUUACACAGGAUAUAACACUAAUGACAUAAUAACAGAACUGUAUAGGACAACUUUCUACUCCUAACACCAAUUGUAAAUGAAUGGAUGGAUAACUUCAAUUCAGUAACACCCUGCAGUGGCUUAUUGUUGUGUAUUAACCCAUGGAUAAGUAUUGCAUAGUCAUUGUAGAGUAUCUAAUCUGUAGGUAAACAAUGAAAACCUCUUCAACAUAUAUUUAAUAAAUGAGUAACAACACAAUGUAAACACAGUGUUUAACAUUCUGUAUAGAAAAAUAAAUUCACUUAUUAAGCAGCCCCCCUUUUCCAAUAAAACACAAAAAUAUAUAUCUUACAAUCUGUUCCUCCAAAAUCACUUUAUUAUUUCUAAAAGUAUAUCCUCACGCAAAGUACUGCUUAUCUUACCUUUCUAUUGAGCACCCUGUUUGCACUGUGUUAUUACACUGUUGUAACUACAUUAUAUAAAGAGAUUUGCAUUAAAUACUAGCACAGCAUUAUUCUGUACUUUUUGUAGUUAGUUACACAGGUUAAUACACUGGAAUAAGACCGAUGUUAAGGGAGAAGUUACCUGCUUUUUUCUUUCUUCUUCUGUUUUAACUUUGACAGUCGAAUGACAGAGAUGGAAUACCUUAAUAUUAAUGCUGUUGUUAAUGAAUGCCUUUGUACAGUAGUGGAUAAGAAGCUUUUCAUUCUCCUGUUUUGUUACUUAUGGUAUUUAAAUGUAGGUAAUAUUAUUGUAUUUAGAGGUAUGAGAAGACUGGCAAUAUUUUUGACUAUUUAAAGUAAUUUUGAACUCAUAAUAUUAAAGAGGUACCUCAGGCAAAGACGUGUGUAGAUUGGUGAGAGUUGUGUGUUUGCAGGUGAAAGGAUUUACCUAAUGCUGGUAAAAAAAAGAAAAAGAAAAAAAAAGAUCACACCUGUUGGUGCUGCAGCCAAACUUAAUCCUUUGUUGAAUUCAAAACAAAGACAGCCCUACCACUCCUUUGUGAAAUGAGAAAUGUUAUGUUUUAUAUUCAAAUACAGUGACCACAGAAUUCA